Messenger RNA from Pseudomyrmex gracilis, 1461 nucleotides. RefSeq names its product lysosomal acid phosphatase-like. Bases 271 to 1443 code for a protein of 390 amino acids. Lineage: Eukaryota; Metazoa; Arthropoda; Insecta; Hymenoptera; Formicidae. Gene Ontology annotation, molecular function: phosphatase activity. The record is from RefSeq and is a predicted model, not a curated record. The transcript has 8 exons. Gene Ontology annotation, biological process: dephosphorylation.
AUUAUCUGUAAAACUUAUCUGUAAAACAAAAACCGAGGUAACACAUAACGUAUUUCCUAUUGUACAGAAAAGUUAUAUUGCACAAUAUAUCGCUGAGUAACUUGAGUGAUUCUGAAUAAUUUCAAAGUGGGGAUGCUUGACUUUAUCUACGAGCACGUGUUGCAGCUUGCCCUCAGUGUACUGUCGUAGACGUGCUGACACGUGCUUCUGUCACACUUGCGAGCCUGUUUGUCGACCAAUCAACCUUUCUGUGUUCUUGAUUAAUUCAGAAUGAUCACACCGACGACGGCUGUUCUUGUCCCUGGGUUGUUCGCGCUUGUGUUAGGAGUACCUUUGACCUCUGAAGUUACGGGCACGGAAAACGAGGCAAAUCACGAAAAGGACACUCUGCGACUAGUCACAGUGAUAGUAAGACACGGAGAAAGAGCACCCGUGGAUACCUAUCCGAAUGAUCCUCACAUCAAUUCGAAGAUGGAGCCGUACGGCUGGGGUCAGCUGACAAAUGAAGGAAGAAGGAACCAAUACGAUCUGGGAUUGUUUAUGCGAAAGCGUUACAAUGACUUUCUCCGAUCGAUGUACAGUCCUGACGUCUUCUAUCUGCAGUCGACCGCCGAGGAUCGUACAAAAAUGUCGGGCAUGCUGGAGGCUGCCGCCCUGUGGAAACCCAACAAAAAGCAAAUGUUCAAACCCGAUUUAGACUGGCAACCGGUCGCGUUGUUUUAUCAAAAACGUGAGAACGACACGCUCAUGUUAAUAUGGAAUACGUGUCCGAAAUACACUCAAUUGCGUUCCUCGGUGCACGACUUGCCGGAAAUUCGAAAAGUAGAAGACAACAACAAAGAAUUGUUCAGAGAACUCACGAACUUCACGGGCAUACCGAUCGCAACUAUCGAAGAUGUCGGCUCGCUCUACAGUACGUUAACAGCCGAGGAUCACAUGGGUUUGAUGUUGCCGGAAUGGACGAAGAACUAUUAUCCGAAUAAAUUGGAGCCGUUAAUGUUGUACGAUCUGCAACUCAACACGUACAACGACGAAUUCCGCAGAUUAAAGGGCGGUCCUAUGCUGAAGAAGAUCACCAGCGAUAUGAUGGCGAGAAAAAACGGUAACUUACGACCUGAGAAGAGAAAAAUGUUCAUGUACGUUGGCCACGAUAGCACCAUCGUCACUUUGCUGGACACAAUGCACAUUUGGUACAAUCAGAUGCCGCACUACAACAUCAUGGUCAUGAUAGAGUUGCACGAAGAUGAGGGUGAAUGGAACGUACAGGUAUUUCUAAAAAACACAACAGCUCACGAACCGUACCCGAUGACGAUACCUGGAUGCACUGUUGCGUGUCCUCUUAAUGAUUUCGUUAAGAUCUUGAAACCAAUGAUGCCGGAUAAUUGGAAAGAGGAGUGCAAAGUCGAAGGUGACUACACGACUCCACCUGCACCACUUCCAUAGCUGUAGAAAACAAAUUUU